GGUUAGAACCAGACCGGCCGGACCCCUACGAUCUCUGACUGUGAUGUUCUAUUCUGUGUUUGUCCACUGUGAUUUCAAUUUUAUUCAUAAUGAUGCGAAAAGUGUUCUUUCUCUACUUGAUCUUCUGCGUUUACAUGAAAAAGAUGUUCUGUCAAAAGACCAACUUCGUAUUCCCCGAGUAUCCAUAUAAGGAGACGAAUAAAAACGAGAUGGCGUACCGGGAGUUCGAGUCUGCGUGUGAGCAGAGUCCCAGCUGCACCCCACUAAAGGGACUGGACAGGCUGAAAUGUGUCCGGGAGUGUAUCUCUCCUACCUGCUACCAGCAUAUAUAUUACAAAGAUCAGAUUGAAGAAGGGGAGAUUGAUGUUCGACUGAACUCUUUCAAAGGGUGCUUCAUCCAGAGGUCCGGUCGCACCCGUUAACUCCCCGGCACGGAUCAGGAUGGGCUGGAUCGAGAGUGCAGGUUUGACGUAGCUUCAAGUGUCCGGUUUCACCUAAACCGUGCUACCUGUGCUUCGUCAAACAACCAGGCUGGUUUUGGUCUGAAUGUGGUUUAUUGGUGUCUUCGAAAAGCUUAAGAUGCCACUGUAUUCACUGUACUAGUAUCUCAAUAGGUGAUCAUAUUUAUAUUAAUAGGAUUUUUUUCCAACCUCAUGUUGACACCAUGUAGAAAAAAUAUUCCACGAUUAAAACUGUUUUUGUAUUAGUUGUAUUGCAUGUAUUACGUUUUCAAAAACUAACUGUUCACUGGACCAUAUUUAAUUUCUUAUUGACCUAGGAUUAUAAAUUAGUACUCAUAAUUUAAGAGAUGUCUAUGUAACUUAGUGUAAAAAUUCUUAAAUGGUUUUUUUUUUAUUGUGACACUCAAAAUUUUAAUUAGGUACACAAAAGGCUUUGUUAGUUUUUAACUUAUUGUAAUAAUUUGUUUAUUCCAAAGCUUAAUUUGUCAAACACGUCAUAAUAAAUUAGAAAUAAUUAGCCAAUUAGAUUUCUUAGCAGUCAAGAUCUGUGUGCAACUUAAGUACUGUAGUAUUAAAACAAACCUCGUAGUACUUCUAGGACAUCUUAAGCGUUUGUUUAAUUGAGUCACACAAUUAGUGUAAGCUAAUUACACUUCACCCUAAGAACUGGAGAGAAUACUCUAAAAGUGUUCUUGACAUUGUUACAUUAAUUAUUCCAAGUACUGCUGUUUGUUGAAAAAUACUAUAAUUAAGUGUUUGGUUAGUUUCUACAGUAGGAUAAAUACAAAGAAGAAUUAAAAUCUUUAUUGGUUUGUACAGUGAUUAAUCAGACAUGUUUACCAGACAUUACAGUAGACCAUUAUGAACGUUUUUUUUUUUAUUAAAUUUACAUUCCCAACUCUAUUUAUAUUCAACAAAUAUGUAUUUUAAUUAAUUAAAUAAUCAAAACAUUUUAUUGAUAGAUAUAAUGCUAUCUGUGUUGAUCAAAUUUUGUUUGCUGCUCCAAUUAAGUAGUUAUUACACUUGUAAUAGUUUGUAUUAUAUCAAAAGACUUUGAGGGUUUUAUUAUUUAAUAAGAUUAUUAUUAUUAUUUUGUAACAUUUUGAAUGCGGUCUAGUUGUGCUCAUAUAAAACUUCUAUAAAAAUAUAUUUUUUCAAAUUUUAUUAAACGAUCAUUAAUUUUAUUACUUAGCACAAUUUUGUACUGAUGGGAUUAGAUUUGUUUACUAUUUUUAUUUUUAAAUGCUACUGAUUACUGAUAUGGAACGUGUAUUACGCUUCCCUGGUUGUAAUGAAGCACAAGUUUUAGGUUUAUUUUUAUAAAAUAGUAAGAUAAGAUUCAUUAUUUAGUACCUGCUUUGGACAUUUUAGUAUAAUGUAAGUGAUGUUCAUUACAAAGUGGUAAAACAGUGUCAAAAUUACACAGCAGUUGCUGAACACUUACAAAA
Messenger RNA from Homalodisca vitripennis (glassy-winged sharpshooter), 1909 nucleotides. RefSeq lists its product as uncharacterized. Bases 90 to 422 code for a protein of 110 amino acids. The record is from RefSeq and is a predicted model, not a curated record. NCBI's taxonomy places the organism in Eukaryota, Metazoa, Arthropoda, Insecta, Hemiptera, Cicadellidae. The transcript has 3 exons.